Molecule: messenger RNA, 4300 nt
Organism: Saccostrea cuccullata (small rock oyster)
Lineage: Eukaryota; Metazoa; Mollusca; Bivalvia; Ostreida; Ostreidae
Exons: 23
Coding region: 26-3229 (1067 amino acids)
Biological process (GO): protein phosphorylation; multicellular organism development; positive regulation of kinase activity
Cellular component (GO): signaling receptor complex; plasma membrane
Molecular function (GO): transmembrane receptor protein tyrosine kinase activity; protein binding; ATP binding
Source: RefSeq, a predicted model, not a curated record
AUUCUGCUUCUUACAGUGAGGGAAGAUGGAUUCCUUGCGAUUGUUCCUAUUGCUGAUCAUCACUAUAGGAGAUAGUCUAUCAGAUCCAGAGUUUUGGAGCCAGGAGCCACUGACACGUGCACUGCAAUUAACGUACUCGGAGUCAGUGAACGAGACCGUGGAUUUUGUGAAAUUUACUGCGGACAAUCUUUUUCCUGCGCUUCGGGGUAAAAGUUUAGGUACAGUAAAACUCAGUAUUCCAAGACUGGGCAGUAUGACGGUUAAUGAUAACCAAAAGUAUGAUUCAAGAUCUAACUGUGAGGGGUUCUUUACUUCGGUGUAUGGAAAGGAAACUGAAUUAGACAUGACAGACAGUGAAAUUUCUAAACUGUUUGUGGAUAGAAUUCAAGCAGGACUAACUAUCUGUACGUAUGUGGUCAAGUCUAACAACACGGCCGUUUCGCUGGCAUAUGGACUCCCAACUUUGGUCAUCUAUUUAACUGACCCCACAUGGUCGACAUCACCCUGCCAAAACAACACCGAGCCUGUUUGUGACGGCUUCAAUAGCUCUGCAGUAAUUAUGAUGUCAUCAACAAUACUUGGAAGUGGUAAAUGCUGUAGAAUGGAUCUGAACAUCACAAAUGGUACAGGGAUCGUCCGGGCUUUUAUAAAAACCAACGGAACUGACACGUUGCGUCAACUAGCAUUCAGAGAAUCUAAUACUGGAAGUGAAAGCACAAAGAAAUUUUCUUUCAUUGGAAGACAGAGGUACAAUUUUCAGAUCAUUGUUGUCUAUGAUGCCGAUAUUUCGACUAGUUUAAAGAUAGUUUGGAAGAAUUGCAUGGCCAUUGAGAGAGUGAUUCAUACAACCCUUCCCCUCUGGAGUUACAAUACAUCGGACUUGACAAUAUAUGACGAAUUCUGUGACUGUAAUAACACCUUAAUACAGGUGUUCAGUUGUCAGGGUCCCCAGAAAGGUUUAGUAUUAAGAAAUGCUGAUCAGUUGACGACAAUAACAUCCAAUGUAAUGACCAGCUUCAAUCCCCAAUGUCACCUUUCCAUGGUGAUAACCACAACCUUUAAAACAUACAUAGGGGUAGCCAUCUUGUCCUUCAACCGGACUCGCUUUCCUGUUUUCCGACAGAACCGAGAUGGAGAUCUUUAUACGCACUAUCGCCGGGAAUACAAGAUUCCAAUCGGCCAUAUUGAAGAAGAGUUUCGUGUACAAAUCGACCUCCAGAGGCUGCAAUUAAAUUCUCUACUUGGUCUGGAAUCUGCAAAGCUGAUUAAUUGUACGGAAACAUCAUCUUCAGAUGAAGUAAACUGCUCUUCAACCGAGUACAAGUGUAAAACUGGUGUUUGUAUCGAGAAAUGGAAAAGAUGUAACCUUGCAAAAGAUUGUUACCAUGGGGACGACGAGAUGGAUUGUGGGGAGAAAGUUGGACUGUGGAAAUGUGAUUUUGACGUAGCUUCCAAUAAGACGUGCGGUUUUUUGCAGUACGAGAAAAAUCAGUGUGGAGAAUUUAGAAUAACACGGGGAAGCUUGUUUGGUAACCCGGGACCAGAACAUACUAACAUGUAUGAUAAAGGAGAUAUGCUUUACUUCGAAAGGAAAUUUUGUCGUAACUCGUUUUCUGCAGAAAUCAAAACAAAGAAAUUCAACUAUGCUUUGUCAAACCUGCAAGGAGAUAAAUCGAAAUGUACUAUCACGGUAGCUAGUAAAGGGGAAAACUCGUGUUGGUGGAAUUUAUACCUAUGUCAGGAGUCCUGCUUAAAACGGUUAUUUCGAGGCAACACAACAAAAGAAUGGCGAACAGAUGUUGUAUCACUUCCUGUACAAACGGGAAGUUACUUUGUAAAGAUCAAGGCAAAAGAGAUGUGCGAUUGGAUGGCUAUAGAUGAUCUGUUCUUUUCACCAAGUUGCUUUGCCCCAGAGAACAGAGCUACGGAUAUGACCUGGUGGAUUUCGAUUAUCGUUCCUGUUGUGUGUUUGAUUGUGUUACUAGAAAUUGCAGUGGUCUCUUGGGCAGUAUGCCAAAGGACUCUCUCUUCGAACAGAAUCUAUGACAGGUUUUUAGGAAUUUGUAUUCGAAAGAAACACCCAGAAGUAAAGGAUUUCGUGCGUGAAAGCUGUGUUUCCCCUAGUUCUAUCGCCAGGUUCAACGAAUUGUUGACGGAGAGCAACCCAAACUAUGCUUUGUUGUCGGAGCGGGCACUGAAAGACUGUGUUCGGAACAUUCCUUUUAUGAAAGUUUGUCUCGAUUCAUUACUUGGAGAGGGGUCAUUUGGCCAAGUAUACAAAGGCAAACUAUUAAAGUAUGGUGACUUUAAAGAUGAUAUACCAGUAGCAAUUAAGAAACUACCUGCAGGGUCUAUGAACGAGAACGUUUCAGAUUUCUUAUUUGAAGCUCUGACAUUAAGUAAGUUCGAUCAUAUUAACAUUGUUGGGUGCCUUGGUAUCACCUCUGACCCUAAAGGUGAAUUAUUGCUAAUACUGGAACUCAUGGAAGGUGGGGAUUUACGAAAGUAUCUCAGAGAUCACAGGAAAAACGAGGAUUUAAGUGUUCAAGAGCUUUUGAAGAUUUCAUUAGACAUCGCACAUGGCUGUCAAUACUUAGAAGAAAACAAAUUUAUACAUAGGGAUAUUGCUGCAAGAAAUUGUCUUCUUUCAUCACUUGAUGCCAAUAAGAUCGCGAAGAUUGGGGAUUUUGGCUUUGCAAAGGAUAUAUACGGCACUGAUUAUUACAAGAAAUGUGAGAUGACCAUGGUACCUGUUCGGUGGAUGCCAGAAGAAUCCUUUAAAAAUGGGAAAUUCUCUUCCAGAUCUGAUGUUUGGGCAUACGGAGUGUUAUUAUGGGAGAUAUUUGCAUUCGGACAACUGCCCUAUGAAGACCUUACAAAUUGUGAAGUGAUGGCAAAAGUUAUGAACGGACAUAGAAUGGGCCAACCAAGGCACUGUCCAAUUCAAGUGUAUAACGUCAUGGGGGAAUGUUGGAAGACUGAGCCAGAUAAACGGCCUGGUUUUAAGACAGUAGUGACACUGCUGACAUCGAUAUACACACAUACAUUUUCUCAGAUCGUACAGCCAAAUUCUAAUGGCAUAUUCUCUAUGAACAUGAAUGGCGGGAAGCACCGUUUGAACACUUACUCGUUACCGGAGGAAACAGAAACCGUGAUGCCUCUUUUAGAAGGAGACUGCAACACAGCAACCACAGAUGACAAUGUAUUUGAGGCCAACUCAUCCGUGUGAUCUAAUAUUAAUUUUAUUUAUUAUUUCUUAAUUGUAUCUAGAAAAUAAAAUUUCCAUAGGAACAAUAGAUAGAGAGUUUAUGCAGAAUUAUUUUUGUCAGACACUGUAAUUUUUGAAAAAAAAUAUUUAAGAAUUUUAUUUCAAGUACAGCUCAUGUAGGACAGCAGUCAAUUUUUAACAUAUUUUGAAAAGGAACUAAAAGAUGUUUUAACUGCCGGACACCAUUUGUAAAAUAUUUUCAAACAAGAGAUGUUUGCAAAAAAAACUUUCCCCAAAUAACUUGAAUUUUUCUUGGUCCAAUGGGCAUUACUCAGUCAAAAAAGCUCAUAAAAGAACUUGACCUAGAUAUUCUUAUGAAAUAUCUGGAUACCACAUUUCAUUUUAGUAUGUGCAACCACUUUUAGGAAAAUGAACGGAAACUUCGUGGACAGACCCACCGACAUACAAAUCGCAGCAAAGCAAUAUGCCCUCAUCUCUUCGAAGGGGGCAUAAAAAAGUUUCCUAGGAAAAAUGAAAUGAAUACACAUUUUAAAAAAAAAUCUCACACGAGAACAAGCAAUACACUGUUUUGUCACCUUCGUCCGUAGAUCUAGAUAACUUCAAUAUUGUUUCAAUUGGCAUUUCUGUAAAAAAAAAAAAAGAAUUUUAAAAAUUUAAGUAAAGUUUAUACUAAUAUAAAAGUAAUUAUCUUUGAAAAAACUAAUGAGCUCAUGCUGAGUUAUAAUGUGUAGUAUCAGAUUAUUCUUUAAUUUCCUCUAGUACUAGUGAAUGUGAUCAUGAGUUAUUAGAAGUACAUCAGAAUCUAAAAACUAUGUCGAUGCAGAUCAUAUGAGGUUCAUGCCAUAUUGUGUUCGUAUUUUUCUGUGUUGUAUUUAUCUCCAUUGAGAUGAUAUUUGACCACAUUCUGUACUAUUUUGUAUUGUGAUACUUAAAUAUGUUUAACAACAACGAGAUGGUGGAAGUCUGAAACAAAUUAUUUAAUUUAAUCUUGAUAUCGAUAUUGUUCAAUGAGUUUGAUAUAAAAUCGUCUGUAUAAAGUAGACUUUUAUGUGGUUUUCUAAAAGUAAUUAA